Macroventuria anomochaeta is the source of this 702-nucleotide messenger RNA. RefSeq lists its product as uncharacterized. The record is from RefSeq and is a predicted model, not a curated record. Lineage: Eukaryota; Fungi; Ascomycota; Dothideomycetes; Pleosporales; Didymellaceae. Bases 1 to 702 code for a protein of 233 amino acids. Gene Ontology annotation, molecular function: protein binding. The transcript is spliced from 2 exons.
AUGCGGUCGGAUAUGCGGAUGGAGGAAGUUAUUGGCACGCUGUAUAAGUACUCGUUCCUGGCGAAACAGAACAACGUCAGGCAACAUCCUAGACAAGAAUGGUACGCGAUGCACCGACCUGUACACUUGGCAACUUGGGUCUGGGUCAAAAAAUACAGCAAUCUAUCAGAUGUGAUGGAAAAAGCCGUACGGCAUGUCGCUGGAGUCUUCCUAUCUGAUGAUUAUGUAAAAGAGCCAGUGUGGAGAGCGUAUUUGCCACAUGCACUGCAACUACUCGAGAGGGAGAGGGGCAGCGAUGCACAGGAGGUCGCAAAGCUGUGUCUGCUAGUGCAGGAUGCGGUCGAGCUGUUGGAGAUCGUGGUCAAGGCGAAAGAGGCACUGCAACCAGACCACCCCAGUCGACUGGCGUCGCAGCAGGCGCUGGCAAUGACAUACGAAGCAAGCAAACAGGUGCAGGAGGCGGCAGACUUGCCGGAGAAUGUGGUGAAGAUCAGGACUCGCAUUCUGCGAGCAGAUCAUCCUUCGCUGCUGAUAUCAGUAGAAGCUUUAGCUGACAUGUGUGCCGAGCUAGCUGUCGACUCAGCCGAGACUUCGCUGUCUUCGUCUCCCGAAAGCCCUUCGAUGGCUGGCUCUGGUGAUUUUGUCGUUCAGCAGUACCACGAGAAGCGGCAUACAUUGUUGUCUUCUACUCAUAUACAUUGA